Molecule: messenger RNA, 248 nt
Organism: Rotaria socialis
Lineage: Eukaryota; Metazoa; Rotifera; Eurotatoria; Philodinida; Philodinidae
Source: the annotation of a GenBank genome assembly
GCGAACAUUUCUGGACAGAUAUCAACAAAGAGAAACAAAUUUGCGUUAGAGACCCGUCACUGAAUUCAGUUGUAUGCAAUGGUGAUAGUGGUGGUCCUUUACUACAAGAACAUAGUGGUCAGUGGGUCGUUGAUGGUGUAACUAGUUUUGGAGAGAGAGAGUGUGAAAUGGUUAAUCACAAUAUGCCGAAUGUCUAUACUCGUGUAUCGGCUUAUUUACCUUGGAUCAACGGAAUCAUGGAUAAAUAA